CUUUCUUUGGUAGACCCUCCAUGCUGCCCCGUCACAUGCAGAGGCUGGGCAGAGACUGGAUCACCCACUGGAAUGGUUCUCAGAUACUCACCUUGAAUAGCCCAGUUUCCAGCUGCAUGAGAUGGGCUGGGCACUAUCCCUGGGCCUCGUUUCCACUUCCUGUUCCAGUUGAUUUCUCAGCAAACUGGAGACUCCCUCCGUUUUUUGGACCUUGGAGACAAUUUCAGAACUCUAAUUGGCAGCUUGACAAUUUCACACAAAGUUCUUGCUUUCACCUACCUAACCCCAGUAUGAAAUCUGAGGGAGAAGAACCAUUGACAAAGAAGAGAAGACUCAGUGGCCAGCAUGAUACUUCAACUCCUGAAGAAGAGACAAACUUCUCUAAUCAGAAGGAAGCAUUGUGUCUUUCUGUAGCACAGAAUGAAGAAAAACAUAGCAGGAAGAAAGGAACCGUCAAAAGACACUGGGAGUAUUUCUGCCAGCACAGUAGAACAAUGCAAAUCUUUGAAAAUAAACAAACUGACCAAAGCAAUACAGAAAGUGAGGCAAAAUUUGAUUUUACAGUCAUGUCCUACAAUAUCCUCUCACAGAAUUUGUUAGAAGAUAACUCGCACCUGUACAAACACUGCAGGCAACGGUUGUUAAUCUGGACAUACAGAUUUCCCAACAUUCUGCAAGAAAUCAAACAGCUGGAUGCAGAUGUACUCUGUUUACAAGAAGUCCAAGAAGACCACUAUAGAACAGAGAUCAAGUCAAGUUUGGAAUCCCUGGGGUAUCACUGUGAGUAUAAAAUGAGGACAGGGAGAAAACCUGAUGGCUGUGCUAUUUGCUUCAAAGCUUCAAAAUUUAGCCUGAUUUCAUCAACCCCCGUGGAAUUUUUUCGUCAUGAUAUUCCUCUCUUGGACAGGGACAACGUUGGAUUGGUGUUGCUUUUGCAGCCUAGAUUUCACUGUAAAACUAAUGCUGCGAUCUGUAUAGCCAAUACACAUCUGCUGUACAACCCAAGGCGAGGGGACAUCAAACUGACCCAACUUGCAAUGCUCCUGGCAGAGAUUGCUAGUGUUGCCUCUCAGAAGGAUGGUACCUUCUGUCCAAUUAUCAUCUGUGGUGACUUCAAUUCUGUUCCUGGUUCUCCAUUGUACAGAUUUAUAAAGGAAGGAAAGUUAAAUUAUGAAGGACUUGCUAUAGGGAAGGUCUCUGGACAAGAACAGUUUCCAAGGGGACAAAGAAUCUUAUCUAUUCCAAUUUGGCCAAAAAAAUUAGGUAUUUCACAAAACUGUGUAUAUGAAAUAAAACAGCAACAAAAUGAAGAAAAUGCAGGAGAAAAAUUGGAAGCAGCAAAACUGGACAACACUCAGGAGAUUGUAAUAGCAUCUGAAAAGUUGUCUUCAAAAUUGCAGCACCAUUUUAAAUUGUCUUCAGUGUAUUCUCAUUACUUUCCUGAAACUGGGAUACCAGAAGUAACGACUUGUCACUCCCGAAGUGCUGUCACUGUGGAUUAUAUUUUCUAUUCUGCAGCAAACAAUGAUACUACUGCCCAGCCAG
Molecule: messenger RNA, 1545 nt
Organism: Cariama cristata (Red-legged seriema)
Lineage: Eukaryota; Metazoa; Chordata; Aves; Cariamiformes; Cariamidae
Gene: ANGEL2
Product: angel homolog 2 (Drosophila)
Exons: 7
Biological process (GO): 3'-UTR-mediated mRNA stabilization
Molecular function (GO): 3'-5'-RNA exonuclease activity; mRNA 3'-UTR binding
Source: RefSeq, a predicted model, not a curated record